UAGUAUGAACUACUAUGAAAAACUUACAUAUACCGGACAUGUUCAUUAGAUGAUAAGAGGCUAAGAGCAGUGUUUUAGUAUUCAUGUUCCAUACGUAGUAUGUGUGAUAUUCUAAAGUAUCUUAUAUAUCUAGCUUAAUUAGUCAUAUAUACAUGACUAUUUAUAUAUAGGUAACUUUAGUUUACUUAUACACAUGAAUAGAUAUAUAUUUAUAUAUACGAAGUAUAUAAGAGCUCAUGCCUAUACAAUAUUCGGCUUUAUCAUCAAUUCAAACUACUACUAUAACUUUGACUAGAGAAAAUGGCGGGCAUGGAGGUGGAGGAAGUUGAACCCUUCCAUUGGUACAUCACUGACCGUGGAGUUAAGCUGUUUUUUCUCACAUUCUUUUUCUUCCUACUCUCAUUUUUCCUCCUCGUUUUCCUCUUCAUCCGCUUCAUUCGAAAGCAUGUUUUAUCUGCCGAUGACGAUGACGUCCCAGAGCUCACCACGACAAGAAGGCGACUUAACGUUAUUAUAAGACAUGAUGAUCACUCGAGUGGCGACGGAGUUACGGUUACGGUGGAGGCUCCGCCGUCUCCGGCGUGGUCUGGCGUUGAUGUCGAGGUCAUCGAGAACCUGCCGGUCUUUACUCACGGGUUAUCGACGGCGGCGGAGGGUUUGGACGAUGAUAAGAGAAUGGGUAUCGGAGGAACCGAUGAGUGUAUAGUAUAUGUUUGGGAGCUUUUGAGGAUCAAGAGAUCAUUAAAGUGAUGCCGGAAUGUAUGCAUGUUUUCCAUUCUCAUUGUAUUGGUCGUUGGUUGACUGCUCGGUCAACGUGCCCUCUUUGUAGGUCAACUAUAGGCUGCAAUGCAUAUUAUUAAUUCAUCCAGAUGUUUUUAUUUGGACCGAUUUCACUCAAAACAUCAUCAUAUCUUUUACGGAGUAUAAAUUAAAGACAUUUACAC
This is a messenger RNA of Cuscuta epithymum, 944 nucleotides long. Lineage: Eukaryota; Viridiplantae; Streptophyta; Magnoliopsida; Solanales; Convolvulaceae. The record is from the annotation of a GenBank genome assembly.